GGAGUCGCGCGCGCCCCGUUUGGCGGGAAAGAGUCGCCUGAGGGAAGGCGGGCGUCGAAGCAGUAGCCGUCGUCGUCGUCGUCGCCCUUGGCGGCCCCACUCUUCCCAUUGCCUCAGCACUCGGCAGGGGACCCAGAACCCCCUUCCCUGUCUCCGGCCACCCGGGUGGUGGCACCGAGGAGAAAUCGCCGCCCGACCUGGCGCCCAGAGGAAGGGCCGGCACCAUGACUAGCAAGGACACCACCGGGAGAAAUAAAAAAGAAGGCGGAAAGGGAUCGAAGAAGACCUUCAGACCGCCAGGAAACCGACCCCCGGCCCCGGUCCGCCCCAGCCCGCCUCAAGAGGGGCCCCGUGGAGAUGCCUCUCCCGGGAAGGAUGCGGCCUCGGAUCGGGCCCGGGCCGGGCAGCCGGAGAAGAAGGAGAAGGGAAAAAUGGCUAAGGAGCAGGGCCCAGGUGGGGACUCGGCCCGGGGGAAGAAGGCCGGGAAAGAGCCAGAGAAGAAGCAAGCCGAGCCGGAGAAGAAGCGAGCCGAGCCGGAGAAGAAGCGAGCCGAGCCGGAGAAGAAGCGAGCCGAGCCGGAGAAGAAGCAAGUUGAGCCUGAGAAGAAGCGAGCCAAGCCGGGAAAGAAGCAAGCCGAGCCGGAGAAGAAGCAAGCUGAGCCGGAGAAGAAGCAAGCCGAGCCGGAGAAGAAGCGAGCCGAGCCAGAGAAGAAGCAAGUUGAGCCGGAGAAGAAGCAAGUUGAGCCGGAGAAGAAGCAAGUUGAGCCUGAGAAGAAACGAGCCAAGCCGGGGAAGAAGCAAGUUGAGUCGGAGAAGAAGCAAGUUGAGUCGGAGAAGAAGCAAGCCGAGCCGGAGAAGAAGCAAGCCGAGCCGGAGAAGAAGCAAGUCGAGCCGGAGAAGAAGCAAGCUGAACCGAAGGUGAAGGAGAGAAAGAGGCUGAGCGAUGCUGAGUUUGAGGAGAUCUUCCAGUGCGUCCUGCAGAAAUCCCUGCGGGAAUGUCUGGAGGCAUCCAAGAGGGACAUCGAGCUGGAGGGGGACCCCGAGAAGACCAAAGAGCCAAGGUCGGUGAUUGCCGCUUCUCCCGCCGAGGCUGCUGCUGCUUCCGGGGGUGAUGGCGAUGAUGACGAAAGGGAGAUGCCAAGGACGCCGUCUCCUCCGGAGACGUGCCUCCCCCAGGGAGCCGAAGACGCCAGCCGCGCGCGGUCCGUCGAGCCGGGGCCGCCGAACUCCGCAUCCGCGGCAGGAAAAUCCAAUCAAGCCUCCGCGGACAGGAAGAAGAAGGACACGAAAGACGGGAGCGCCGCGCCGGCCAAACCGGAGCGUAAACUCAGCCGGAGGGGUCGGCCGAAGAAGGUCGUGCAGGGCUACACCCAGGUCAGCGACCAGGAGGUGGCCUAUAUUGGACAGCGAAGGAGUUUCAGUCAUUCCGUGGCCUGGGUCCAGUGCUCCUUCCAGAACUGCGAGAAGUGGAGACGCCUCCUCGGGAAUAUCGACCCCUCGGGCCUGCCGGACAACUGGGAGUGCAGCCAGAAUUCUGACCUGAAGUACAAUCGCUGCGACAUCCCCGAGGAGAUGUGGACAGGAUCCGAGAGCGACGUGGUCUACGCCUCCUAUAUUCCGGGCUCCCUCGUCUGGGCCAAGCAGUAUGGCUACCCCUGGUGGCCUGGGAUGGUGGACCUGGAUCCCGACCUGGGAGAGUAUUUCGUGUUCCACUCGCCGCUGGACUCCCUGCCCUCCAAGUACCACGUGACAUUUCUCGGGGAGGUGGCCUCCCGCGCCUGGAUUUCUGUCCACAUGCUGAAGAACUUCCAGGAGCUCUCUCUGGACCAGAUUGACCUGCAAAAGACUCGGACCAAGACCUGCAGCCAGAUGCUGCUCGCGGCCCUGAAGAUGGCCCAGGAGGCUGAGCCGCUGGGCGUUCAGGAGCGAGUUAGCUUGUUUGGCUUCUCCAUCCGCUACAGCAAGACGGAGGACGUGUCUGGGGAUGCCCAGGAUCCCCAGGGGGAAGGAAAGCAAGAUGAGCACCCCAAAGCGAAGGAGGACGACGAACCUCACGUGAUGGAGGAGGAGGAGCCGGAGGAGAAGGAAGACAAAGAGGAAGAGAAGAGAGACCUGACCCAGCCCAAGCCGGCCAAGAUCCCCAAGAAGGAGCCAAGAAGCCAAGCUGAAGGGAAGAAAAAUUACAAGCGCCCCCUGAGAGCCGAAGCCGCGGCCACCCCCAAGGCUACAGCGGGCAAGAGAGGCCGAGCGAACCCGCAGAUCGACCUGUUCGGUGUCAGGAAGGCAUUCAGCAUUUCCGUCCCCCGCCUGCCCAGAGAGCGGAGAGGUGGGGUCUCCGGCGGCCGGGCCUCGGCCCUCAGCACCUCCGCCGGGGCCAGAAGAGAGAGGAGGGGCGAGGCCCCGAAGGAACCCAGGAGCCCCCUCCCCGGCGACGACGUGGAUCCGGAGCAGAUGAUGGAGGAAGUGGUCGACCCGGAGGGGGAGCUUCCGGAGGAGGAGGAAGACGAAGAAGAAGGGGAAGAGUUCUCCUUGGUUUUGCUCGAGGAGUAGGGGCUCCUCCCUCUCCCUGUCCCGAUGGCCUCUCCACCGUUCUCUCUUCGGACCCCUCGUCGGGGGCGGCGGUUGCGGCCGGGGGGGCACCUCAGAGCGAUUCAGACGCAUCGUGUGGCGGAGGAUUUUGGCCGUCGAGCCAAGUUGGGCCAAUAAAACGGGUUUCAGGUUUGA
This is a messenger RNA of Ornithorhynchus anatinus (platypus), 2723 nucleotides long. It is a transcript of the gene ZCWPW1, whose product is annotated as zinc finger CW-type and PWWP domain containing 1. The transcript is spliced from 17 exons. Bases 225 to 2549 code for a protein of 774 amino acids. Gene Ontology annotation, molecular function: zinc ion binding. The record is from RefSeq and is a predicted model, not a curated record. Lineage: Eukaryota; Metazoa; Chordata; Mammalia; Monotremata; Ornithorhynchidae. Gene Ontology annotation, cellular component: nucleus.